AUGAACACUGCUACCUCCAAAACUCUGACGGAUUGGUGCUUCACCCAACUAGGAGGGGGUGACGGUACAAAGGAUGGGGAAUGGCUCAAGGUUUCCUCGUUCCCGACCACAGUUCAUGUCGAACUAUUGAAAUUGAAGAAGAUUCCUGAUCCAUUCGUUGGCCUCCACGAGUGGGAUGUUCAAUGGGUUGGAGAGGCGGAAUGGGCGUUCAAAACGACGAUCAGCGUGACGAAGGAGGAACUUGCGGGCCCGAACGUUGACCUUGUUUUCGAUGGCCUCGACACCUUCGCCACUGUCAGGCUGAAUGGCAAGAUUAUCCUCCAGACGGACAAUCAAUUCAUCGCACACCGGGUGCCUGUGAAAUCGGACCUUCACGUAGGCGACAAUGAACUCUUGUUGUAUUUCGCAAGCGCGUUCUUAAAAGGAAGAGACAUUGAGAACGCCCAUGAAAAAUAUGUUCUCUGGAAUGGGGAUUCCAGCCGCCUUCACGUUCGGAAGGCACAAUACAACUAUGGUUGGGAUUGGGGCCCUAUCUUGAUGACCAUUGGCCCAUGGAAGCCCAUUAAACUGGAGACAUACAAAACUCGUAUCACGGACCUCGACAUAAGGAGCCUGGUCUCCGAGACUCUUGAUGUGAAUUUAACAGCAAACAUCGCGUUCUCCGACGAAUACCCCGGCUUUGCUUCCUUCACCCUCAAAAAGCCUGACGGAUCAGUAGAAAUAGCCUCCGAGAAGAUACCCAUCAGCUCCGGCACGGCCAAAGCCCCCUUCCAGUGGAAGGCUGGCGAGCUUCAACUCUGGUACCCUGUUGGUUACGGCGCUCAGCCGCUGUAUACCGUCGAGGUGGUCCUCUUUGAUCCAAAUGGAACAGUGCUUGACAGAAAGACUCACAAGACCGCCUUCCGUCGUGCCGUGAUCGUACAAGAUAAACUCCUUGGUCAAGAUGGUUUGACCUUCCUGUUCGAGAUCAAUAAUGUCAGAAUAUUUUGCGGAGGUUCCAACUGGAUCCCUGCUGAUUCUUUCUUGACCACUAUGACAGCUGAGCGGUACAGAGCAUGGCUACAGCUCAUAGUCGACGGUAACCAAAAUAUGGUUCGUGUGUGGGGGGGCGGAAUCUACGAACAUGAUGACUUCUACAAUAUUUGCGAUGAACUUGGCUUGCUGGUUUGGCAAGAUUUCAUGUUUGGAUGCGGCCAGUACCCCGCAUACGACUCCUUCGUGGAAUCAGUGCGCGAAGAAGCCAUCCAAAACGUAAAACGGCUCCGGCACCAUCCCUCUGUCGUUAUUUUCGCUGGAAACAAUGAAGAUUAUCAAGUAGCGGAGUCCUUCAACCUGGAGCUCGACUACUCCGACGAGACGUCCGACUUCCGAAACACCAACUUCCCGGCUCGCUACAUUUAUGAACGUGUGCUUCCUGCAGUCGUAAAUGAGCACUCCGAUGUCUACUACCACCGAGGCUCUCCAUACAGCGGCUUUGGGAAGCGUACCACCGACAGGACGUAUGGCGACAUCCAUCAAUGGAAUGUCUGGCAUGGGUCGCAAGAACCAUGGCACAACUGGGAUAUACUCUCCGGACGUUUUGUCUCCGAGUUCGGGAUGCAAGGAUACCCCAACAUCCGCACUGUUGAUUACUGGCUGGGAGGAAAUAAGGCUGAAAGAUCCCCCCAAUCAAGGUCGAAUACUAAUCACAACAAGGCCGAUGGUUUCGAACGUCGUAUAGAGUUGUACUUGGUGGAGAACUUCAAGCACUCCUUCGAAAUCGAGAGCUAUGUGUACUACACCCAGGUUAUGCAAGCUGAGACGUUAGCAUCUGCCUAUCGCCUCUGGAGACGUAACUGGGGUGGAAGAGGGAAAGAAUACACCGCGGGUGCCCUCGUCUGGCAGAUCAAUGACUGUUGGCCAGUUACUUCCUGGGCCAUUGUCGACUACUUCUUACGUCCUAAGCCCGCCUUCUUUACCAUCGCACGCGAGCUUCGUCCUUUCACGGUUGGGAUGACUCGCAAGGAGAAGAAGACGUUCGCAGACGACCGCUCUGCAGCCAAUUUUACGAUCACGACUGUCUUGGAAAUCUGGGGUACGAACAGCACCCUCUCGGACAAGACGGUCACCCUGGAAGUGACGUCGUUCGAUCUCGAUUCGGACUGGAUUGAUAAAUGGGAGAAAGAGGUUACACUAGCGGCCAAUGCUAGCACCGAGCUGCAUAGUGGGAAGCUCGCUGGGCAGCCGGACAGGACUAAGUUGAGCGAGGUGCCAAAGACGAUCGUCGUUUCUGCUAGGUUGCUCGAUAACGAAAGUGUACUGGCACGCUACUCCAACUGGCCUGAACCGUUCAAAUUCAUUCAUUACCCUCCCAUCGAGAAUCUCGGUCUUAAGGUUGAGGUCGGCGCCGAUGGUGAAAGCGUCACUCUUUCUACCAAGAAGCCCAUCAAGGGCAUCGUGCUCGACGUCGAGGGAGAUGAAGUCAAGUGGAGCGACCAGGCAAUUGAUCUUGUACCUGGAGAUGCUCAAACCGUGCAGGCUGUCGGCCUCAAGGGCAGAGACGUCAAAGUGCGCUUCCUAGGUGAUGGCACUGCUUAG
Cyclocybe aegerita is the source of this 2577-nucleotide messenger RNA. The record is from the annotation of a GenBank genome assembly. NCBI's taxonomy places the organism in Eukaryota, Fungi, Basidiomycota, Agaricomycetes, Agaricales, Hemipholiotaceae.